AUGGAGCAGAAGCACGUGUUCCUGUCGGCAUUGAGCAUAGGGGUGGGGGUCGGCGUCGGGCUCGGCCUGGUGUCCAGCUCGACCGUCGGGAAAUGGACCGGCGGCGAAGGCUAUGCGGAAGCGGACGGCAUCUCCGCCGGGAAGCUGGAGAUGGAGGUGCUCCGUCUGGUGGUGGACGGGAAGGACAGCAAAGUCACGUUCGAGGACUUUCCGUAUUUUCUCAGUGAAAAAACACGUGUGUUGUUGACAAGUGCUGCUUGUGUUCAUCUGAAACACCUGGAUGUAUCUAAGCACACUCGGAACCUUUCGCCUGCAAGUCGAGCUAUAUUGCUCUCAGGCCCUGCAGAAUUGUACCAGCAAAUGCUUGCCAAGGCUCUGGCACAUCACUUUGAAGCGAAACUGCUACUGCUGGAUGUAAAUGACUUUUCACUUAAGAUGCAAAGCAAGUACGGUAUCGCCAAGAAAGAUUCUUCUCUCACAAGAUCAAUCUCCGAAGCAACGGUGGAGCGAUUGUCCAGUUUUCUUGGUUCCUUAUCUAUGCUUCCAUAUAAAGAUGAUAACAAAGGUAUGAACAAAAGGCGACAUUUUCCCAUUCUUUGUGUUUUGGCUUAUGUUUCCACACACUCCGAAGAUUGGGAUACUGAAGGAGCCAACACUUCCACAAGGCCUCGCAGGACAUCCUCUGUCUCUUCAGAUAUGAGUAGCAUAAGUGGACUGUCUUCCUCUUCCAGUCCAGCCCAUCCCAAGCGUGUAUGCAGCUGGUCAUUUGAUGAGAAAAUUCUCCUGCAGUCGGUUUAUAAGGCCUUAGUUUCAAUUUCCCAAACAAACUGCAUAAUUCUCUACGUCCGUGACGUCGACAAGCUUUUUUUCCAAUCCCCGAGGUUAUACAAAUUGUUCGAAAGAAUGUUGAAAAAAUUGACGGGGCCGGUUUUGGUACUCGGUUCCCGAAUAAUGUUAGACCUCGAUGAUGACUGUGUUGAAUUAGAAGAUAGGCUGAGCCUUCUAUUUCCUUACAACAUCGAGAUCCGGCCGCCAGAGGACGAGAAUCACCUGGUGAACUGGAAAAGUCAACUGGAGGAGGAUAUGAGGAAGAUCAAAAUUCAGGACAACAAGAACCAUAUAGCAGAGGUAUUAGCUGCGAAUGAUCUCGAGUGUGAGGAUUUGGGCUCGAUAUGUUAUGGCGACACUAUGGUUUUGAGUAACUACAUUGAGGAGAUUGUUGUCUCAGCUUUGUCGUAUCAUUUGAUGAACAACAAGGACCCUGAGUACCGUAAUGGGAAGCUCGUUAUAUCAGCUAACAGUUUAUCUCAUGGAUUAAGCAUUUUCCAAGAAAGUAAAAAUGGUGGAAAAGGUACCAUCAAAUUGGAGACCAAUGCCGAAGGUGUCAAGGUGUCCGACGGGAAAGGUGACGCCGGAUCCAAACCUGAAUCAAAGUCCGAAAACCCAACAUCCGAGAGCAAGGGCGAGGCAGAAAAGUCAAAUUCAUCAACAAAGACGGAGCUUGAAAGUGCAGUGAUCUCAAAACCCGCUGAAGUCCCUCCGGACAACGAGUUUGAAAAGCGGAUAAGGCCCGAGGUCAUCCCGGCUGACCAAAUCGGGGUCACGUUCUCUGACAUUGGGUCCCUGGAGGAGACCAAGGAGUCCCUCCACGAGCUCGUCAUGCUCCCCCUCCGCCGGCCGGACCUAUUUUCAGCCGGCGGCCUCCUCAAGCCCUGCCGGGGCAUCCUCCUGUUUGGGCCCCCAGGCACCGGCAAGACCAUGCUCGCCAAGGCCAUCGCCAACGAGGCUGGCGCUAGCUUCAUCAAUGUCUCCAUGUCCACCAUCACCUCCAAGUGGUUUGGGGAGGACGAGAAGAACGUGCGGGCCCUAUUCACACUGGCCGCAAAAGUGUCCCCGACUAUUAUUUUUGUGGAUGAGGUUGAUAGCAUGCUCGGGCAGAGGACGAGGGUCGGGGAGCACGAGGCAAUGAGGAAGAUUAAGAACGAGUUCAUGACACAUUGGGAUGGGCUGCUCACGAAGCCUGGGGAGAGAAUUCUGGUGUUAGCGGCAACUAACAGGCCUUUCGAUCUGGAUGAAGCCAUUAUAAGGCGUUUUGAGCGCAGAAUCAUGGUUGAUCUACCAUCAGUGGAAAACAGAGAAAAGAUCUUGAGAACCCUUCUGUCGAAAGAGAAAGUUGAAAACCUUGAUUACAAAGAGAUUGCAACAAUGACAGAAGGAUACAGCGGAAGUGAUCUCAAGAAUCUAUGUGUGACGGCAGCUUACCGACCAGUGAGAGAAUUCUUACAGCACGAGAGGCAGAGAGACAAGAAGAAGAAACAGAAAAACGAAAAAGGCGAAAGCACUGAAGAUGCUUCCGGUACCACUGUAGAAGAAAUCAAAGAGGAAAAAGCCGUUUCUUUAAGGCCCUUAAACAUGGAGGACAUGAGGCAGGCCAAGAACCAGGUUGCCGCCAGUUUUGCAACUGAGGGAUCCGUAAUGGCUGAGCUAAAGCAGUGGAACGAGCUAUACGGAGAAGGAGGCUCAAGAAAGAAACAACAGUUAUCUUACUUCCUAUAG
This is a messenger RNA of Striga hermonthica, 2556 nucleotides long. The record is from the annotation of a GenBank genome assembly. NCBI's taxonomy places the organism in Eukaryota, Viridiplantae, Streptophyta, Magnoliopsida, Lamiales, Orobanchaceae.